Messenger RNA from Triticum dicoccoides, 1060 nucleotides. RefSeq names its product ethylene-responsive transcription factor ERF109-like. The record is from RefSeq and is a predicted model, not a curated record. The transcript has a single exon. Gene Ontology annotation, molecular function: DNA-binding transcription factor activity; DNA binding. NCBI's taxonomy places the organism in Eukaryota, Viridiplantae, Streptophyta, Magnoliopsida, Poales, Poaceae. Bases 79 to 876 code for a protein of 265 amino acids. Gene Ontology annotation, biological process: regulation of DNA-templated transcription; ethylene-activated signaling pathway.
AACCACCUGAACCCACCACGCUCCAGCACCUCUCAACCUCAAGUCAGCGCCACCACCAACAACACCACGAGAACACACAUGACCUUCAGCGUCUCGCCGGCGAUGGCGGGGGGGCAGGGGCACGAGUACAUGAUCCGCUUCCACAGCCACUUCGACGACCCGUCGCCGAGCACCGCCACCGCCGAGCCGCCGCCGUUUGCCGGAAGGGCGAUCUCGCCGGAGCAGGAGCACGGCGCCAUGGUCGCCGCGCUGCUGCACGUCAUCUCCGGGUACACCACGCCGCCGCCGGACUUCUUCUUCCCGGCCGCCGCGAGCAAGGAGGUGUGCCCGGUGUGCAGGGUCGACGGCUGCCUCGGCUGCGAGUUCUUCGGCGCGGCGGAGGCCACCGGGGCGACCGCAGCGGCAUUGGACGCGCCGAAGUCGGCACCGGCGGCGGUGACCGCGGGCGGGCCGCAGCGGAGGCGGAGGAAUAAGAAGAACAAGUACCGGGGCGUCAGGCAGCGGCCGUGGGGCAAGUGGGCGGCGGAGAUCCGCGACCCGCGCCGCGCCGUGCGGGUGUGGCUCGGGACCUUCGACACCGCCGAGGACGCCGCCAGGGCCUACGACCGCGCCGCCGUCGAGUUCCGCGGCCCGCGCGCCAAGCUCAACUUCCCCUUCCCCGAGCAGCAGCAGCAGCAGCAGCUGGGCGAUGGCAAUGCCGCCCCGGCCAAGUCCGACACGUGCUCGCCCUCGCCCAGCAGCGCGGAAGUCGAUGUCCGGGUCCCGCGGAACGGCGGGCAGGAAACAGGGGAUCAGCUCUGGGACGGCCUGCAGGACCUGAUGAAGCUAGACGAGAGCGAGCUCUGGUUCCCGCCAUCUGGAAAUUCUUGGGACUGAACUGAACCUGCUUGAUUAGAUCCUAGCCGUUGGAGUGAGUGGACAAGACCAUUUCACUUUUUUUCUCUUCCUUUUUACCUCUGUUGCAUUAUUUGGACAAAACAGAGUCUGUGAAUUAUAAAUAGGAUUGUAUGAAGAUUGAAGAGUAUACAUAUUAACAAGGCAGUUUUGGGUUUGUGCUUCA